This is a messenger RNA of Alternaria ethzedia, 810 nucleotides long. RefSeq lists its product as uncharacterized. Bases 1 to 810 code for a protein of 269 amino acids. The transcript is spliced from 2 exons. Gene Ontology annotation, cellular component: cytosol. Lineage: Eukaryota; Fungi; Ascomycota; Dothideomycetes; Pleosporales; Pleosporaceae. Gene Ontology annotation, biological process: TOR signaling. The record is from RefSeq and is a predicted model, not a curated record.
AUGGCUUCCCUCAAUGGCGCGCCCGCCGACACCGUGGCACCCGGUGUCGCCGACACAUCCAUUACCAAGGAAGGCUUCAAGAUCACCACGCGCAAGCUGCCCAUCCUCAAGGCCGGCCCAAUAGAGGACAUGACCAAGAAGCUCGGGAUCGCGCCGCCCGAGAUGAUAUUCGGAGACAACAUGAUGCGGAUAGAACACGCCCAGAGCGGCUGGUACAUUGAAUUCAAUGCCUUCGAUGCGCUGGACCUGGUGGACAAGACAGGCGAGAAGAUGUUCAAGGUCUCCUACUCGAAAGAGUGGCAGCAAAAUAGACAGAAGCAAUUUGAGGACAUCAAAGAAGUCGUGAAGCCGUUCGACUGGUCCUACAGCACAGAUUACAAGGGCACCACACCACAAACGCCCGCCUUCGAGCCUACCGAAACCCCGAUACCACUCCACCUUCUCAAGCGCCCCGACCCAAUACACUUCUUCGACGAGCUGGUACUUUACGAAGAUGAGCUAGCAGACAAUGGCAUCGCCAUGCUAUCCUGCAAGAUCCGCGUCAUGCCACAGCGCUUGCUCCUCCUUGUGCGCUUCUUCAUGCGCUUGGAUGAUGUAGUAUUCCGGAUACGCGACACGCGCGUGUUUGUCGAGUUUGGGGACAACGUGGUGCUGAGAGAGUACACGGCGAGAGAGGAGAAAUACGAGGAAGUGCGGAAGAAGCUCGCAGGACGGAAGGAAGACGUGCUUGCGAUAAUGCGAGACCCUAACCGCUUGGCAGAACAUAUACCCAUAGUGGAGCAGAAGCUUGAGGGGUUACAACUGAAGUGA